AUGUUGUCUCGCACGCUCUCCAACAUUGGCCGAUUUGCCCCUCAGGCACUGUCUGGCUCGAAUAUUGUUCAAUCUCGUAAUUCGUCAUUCACUGCCCCAAGAAGCCCGACGGAGCUUUCACAGAAGCUUAAAGUCACUAUCAUUCCUGGAGACGGUGUUGGACCUGAGCUCAUCUAUACCGUUCAAGAUAUCGUGAAACAGACGGGAAUUCCAAUCGAAUUCGAAGAGAUUUUCCUCUCGGAAGUCCACUACACUCGCUCAUCGUCGAUUGAAAAUGCGGUCGAGUCUAUUGCGAAAAACAACAAUGUAGCUUUGAAAGGUGCUAUAGAGGAGUCGGCCGUUUUGCACACCGAAGGAGAACUCCAGGGAUUGAACAUGCGUUUGAGACGAUCUCUCGACUUGUUCGCAAAUGUUGUACAUAUCAAGACAUUGGAUGGCAUAAAAACUCGUCAUGGCAAGAAUCUUGAUUUUGUAAUUGUUCGCGAGCAAACUGAGGGCGAAUAUUCCAGCUUGGAGCAUCAGCUCAUUCCUGGUGUCAUCGAAUGCUUGAAAAUUUCUACUCGCCCAAAGUGUGAGAGAAUCGCUAAAUUUGCUUUUGACUAUGCCACUAAGACUGGAAGAAAGAAGGUUACCGCGGUCCACAAAGCUAACAUUAUGAAACUUGGUGACGGAUUGUUCUUGAGAACUUGCCAAGAGAUUUCAAAGCAAUACCCAAAAAUUGAAUUCGAAUCGAUGAUUAUUGACAACACUUGCAUGCAACUUGUUUCAAGACCUGAACAAUUUGAUGUCAUGGUUAUGCCAAACCUCUAUGGAAAUAUCAUCGACAACUUGGCUGCCGGACUUGUUGGAGGAGCCGGAGUUGUGCCAGGGCAAUCUGUUGGACGCGAUUACGUCAUCUUCGAACCAGGAAGUCGUCACUCUUUCCAAGAGGCAAUGGGACGAUCCAUUGCGAACCCAACUGCUAUGAUCCUUUGCGCUGCUAAUAUGCUGAACCAUUUGCAUUUGGAAGUUUGGGGAAGCGCACUUCGCACCGCUUUGGAGAAAGUUGUUAAGGAAGGAAAAGUCCGUACUCGAGAUAUGGGAGGGUAUGCUACUACUAUCGAGUUUGCUGAUGCCGUUAUUGAUAAAUUUGAGAUCUAA
Molecule: messenger RNA, 1140 nt
Organism: Caenorhabditis bovis
Lineage: Eukaryota; Metazoa; Nematoda; Chromadorea; Rhabditida; Rhabditidae
Source: the annotation of a GenBank genome assembly